AUGAAUCAUCAAACUAUGUUCAACGGUGAUGGGGGACACAAGGCAUGGGCCAGGAUCUACUUGUUCUACCUUCACGUCGCCGUCAAACUGCGAGGCGCCGAUGCCAUCGAAGCGAGACUUCAGCGGGUGCUGCAGCAGCAGUCGACCCCGGAAGGCGCUGGCCCUGCCCUGACACUCAACAGCUCCGAUCGCACGCUCCUCAACAUCUUUGGGGAUUACAUGCUCGAGCGUCUCUGCCGCCUCAACCCAGCCGACGAGUGGGCCGAUGGGUACGAGCGCUUCUUGGCCAGGCUUCCGGGCCACAUCGGCCGCCACGAUAUUGACGAGGAUACGCUCAGGUUCUGCAAGUGGCUAUACUCGACUCUCGCGGACCUACACAUCAUCGAGCAGCUGCCGGAAGGUGUACCACACCUUUCGCCGCAGGAACUCAAGAUACUGACCAGUGAUCACCUCAUAGCUCCCUGGAGCAGUAGCCCAGGAUCCCCCGCCGCCGCCACUGCGACCCCCAGCAUGCCCGCGGUAGGAUCUGCCAACGUGCAUGGUUCUUUGGGCGAUGAGGAAGACCACGAGGACAUUGCUGGGUUCACAUCAAUGGCAGACUCUUCAGCGUCGGCCAUCACUUCCCCGAUUGGUUCGUCGACAGGACUCAGCAGGCUUUCGACCCCAUCCACGCAGUCGGCUAGCCUCCGCCCAGGGGUUACGACCGCGGCCACCCCUGCCAGCAAUGCCACACCCCAGCCGGAGCACGGAUUAGGCCACGACGGAAGUCUUCGGGACCGCGGAACGCAGCGGCGGCGGCAGCAGGACGUCGUCGCACAAGAGCCCGGCGGCCUUGUUCGCCCGCUCCCGCAUGUGGACCACCGGGUCGACUUGCCCGCCUGGGCCACGCGCGGCGGUAGCCGAGUGGACGACUAUUACCCAAAAGUACAGCGAGGCAGUUUGUCGUACAGCUUUGUCCCGUACAGCUCGAUGCCUGCAGUGGCACCGGCACUUCAUCCGCCACCAAGAGGAGCGUAUCCGCCGAACUACUUUCGCUACGACCAGCCUCUGUCUCCGCCCUCCCUGCCAAGGUUCGACUCGGUCUUGGGAAGGAUGCUGCCGCGGAAUCUUCCAGCGCCGUACUACCCUUUAAUGUCAUCGAAUCCACCUGCCUAUUUCUCUUAG
This is a messenger RNA of Pyricularia pennisetigena, 1164 nucleotides long. RefSeq lists its product as uncharacterized. The transcript has a single exon. NCBI's taxonomy places the organism in Eukaryota, Fungi, Ascomycota, Sordariomycetes, Magnaporthales, Pyriculariaceae. Bases 1 to 1164 code for a protein of 387 amino acids. The record is from RefSeq and is a predicted model, not a curated record.